AGAUUAUAUGGGGUGGGGAGAUGGAUUAAAAAUGGCGGAGUAUAGAAUACUCAUAUAUUUAGUGCCUUAUCGCAACGUGAAAAGGGAUAACUUUCUUUCGAUUCAUGAGAAUGGCCAAAAUGAUAUUUUAUUUCGAUCUAAUCCAAAUUUCCUCGGACUGUUCCUUGUGUAUAUAUAUGUGAAUUUAUUUUUUUUAACGUGAUUUAUUAUAGAUAACACGUAGACACAGGUGCAGCUGUAAUUUUUAUAUCAUUGUUAUUGCUGACCGCUCCACAUCAUCAUGCCUAGAUAUUCGACAUUGAAAGCUGACAAAGUAAAAAAAGAGCGUCUUUCAUUUCAUUGUAAAAAACGCAUUAUUGCAUUGUACAAGAAUAAACAAAAAUAUAGUGUGCAAAAAACUGUGUCAGAUUCCUUGAAGGAUGGAAUAUUUGUUACUCUAAAUGAUGAAUUAGUGGAACUUACUGCACAAUUUGCGGAUAAAUUCAAAGUCUCUCCCAAUAUUCAAAUGAUGACAUGGAAACGUACAAAGAACCAUAAGAUUUUGACAAGUGAAAAAGUACAAGACGCAUUGAAUUUCUCACAAGAUAAUACAAAAGAUUUUAUACAACAUGGAGAUGUGUCGCAAAUAUCUUUGAAUCCUAAAUUAAAAAUUGUAAAGACUACAAAUCGACUUAAUAUUGCACAGAGUAAAAACACUAGUAUGAAAGACAAAAGAAAAGACAAUAGUACUUUGAUGUCUACUGACAACGAAUUGAAAACCAAGAACCAUUUAAUUAUAAAUCAGGCCAAUAUACGUGAUAAAUUGAAAUGUUGGAAGAAAAAUAAGAUGGAAAAAUCUAUAAUGAAUCCAGUAAUAAAUGAAUCCAGUAUGGAUAAUGUAUCAAAAGAAUAUUGUCAGGACAAGGAAAGUUGUAAGAGCAAGGAAAUAAUAAAAAACAAUACAGUAAAAGGAAGAAAGAAUGCUCAAAAAAUGGUGAAAACAAAGCAAAUAUUUUCAGAUUAUAUAUCUGUAUCAAAGAUGAAAAAAAUUUUGAAAAAGCAAACUUCUGACAAUGUACAAUAUGUAAAAGGGAACCUUCGUGUGAAUCCUACUUCCUCUAAAUAUGCUUACUUACGUAUGGAAAAUGAAGGAGAGCGUGAUUUGUUAAUUAUUGGUACCUACAACAGAAAUCGUGCUUUUGAUGGAGAUUUAGUUGUGGCACAUAUAAAUCCUGAAAAAUAUUGGCAUAAAUUUCCCGAUGGACAAAUACAAAAAACUGGUAAAGUCAUUUGUAUAUUAGAAAAAGUACAUUCGAGAAGAGCAAUUGGAUGUUUGAGGAAAAAAGAUUCUUUUAUGCUGCUUUAUCCAAAAGAUCAAAGAAUACCAUUAGUAGUUCCUGAAUCGAUACCAGUCUUAUACCAUAGCCAACCUGAUCUUUAUAAGAAUGUGAUGUUUCUUGUUAGUAUUGAUUCUUGGGAACAGAUAUAUGCAUCAGGACGAAUUCUUUCGGUGGUUGGUAAAGUUGGCGAAAUAGAAGCCGAAUUACAGGCAAUAAUACUUGAACAUAAUUUAGAUGUAUUACCAUAUCGAGAAGAGUUAUUAGAAGAACUUCCAGGUAGUGAUUAUAUUUUAACGGAUGAUGAUAUGAAGGAUAGGGAAGAUUGGAGACACGAAUGUGUUUUCACAAUAGAUCCUGCAACAGCUAUUGAUUUGGAUGAUGCCAUUUCUUGUAAAGUCUUAGACAAUGGAAAUUAUGAAGUUGGAGUGCAUAUAUCGGAUGUUACACACUAUUUAAAAUUUUCUUCUCCAUUAGAUAUGGAAGUUUCUAAACGAGCUACCAGCAUUUAUUUGCCACACACCACUUACCACAUGCUACCUGAAAAGCUCUGCCAAAUUUGUUCUUUAUCAGCUGGUAAAGAUAGAUUAGCUUUUUCUGUAAUUUGGGAAAUGACAUCAGAUGCUGAAAUUGUGAAACAUCAUUUUGCAAAGACUAUAAUAAGGUCAUGUUGUCAACUGUCUUAUGACAUGGCUCAAGCCAUGAUUGAAAAUCCAGAAAAAACUCAAUUCCAAAAUUCUCUCAACAUAAAAGGAAAUUACACAGUGUCAUCAUUGUCCAAUGUAGUGAAUAAUUUAUUUAAAUUAUCUAAUCAAUUGCGAAAUAAACGAUUUGAUAAUGGUGCACUCAGAUUAGACCAACCAAAAUUACAGAUUUGUACAGAUACUACACUUAGUCAAGAACAGGGAAUUCCAAUACCUGUAAAUUAUCAUUUGGAGGAAAGAAAAGAUAGUAACAGCCUUGUAGAAGAAUUUAUGCUGCUAGCAAACGUAACAGUCGCUACAAAAUUGUAUACUGCAAUUCCGGAGAUGGCUUUAUUACGUAUUCAUAAAGAUCCAUCCAAAUAUUCUCUUAAUACAGUUUGUGAUACAUUGCGAAAAUAUGGAAUUCAUUUGAAUGGUGAAACAGCAAAAAGCUUACAAGCCAGUAUCCGUCAUUACGAUCCAGAAUAUAAUGCUAUUUCAGUUAAUAAUUCUAUGAAAUAUAUUAUGACGGUCAUUAUAAAUCUGUGUUCAAAGACUAUGAUGCGUGCAGAAUACAUAUGUUCAUCCACCAUUUCUUCAUUGCAAGACUUGAGACAUUAUGCGUUAAAUGUGCCUCUUUACACACACUUUACCUCUCCUAUUCGUAGAUAUUCUGACUGUGUAGUUCAUCGUUUGCUUCAUGCAGCAAUAGAAAAUAAAUCCUUAUCAGAGAAAUGGACAACUAAGUUGUGUUCAAAGAUUGCAGCCAAUUGCAAUGCAAAGAAGUAUAGUGCAAAACUAGUGCAAGAACAAAGUACAGAAUUAUUCUUUGCUCAUAUGGUAGGCCUUGCAGAUGGUUUUGAUGCUUCAGCUAUUGUAUUGUAUGUGAAGGAAGAGGGAAUAGAAGUUAUUCUCUGUGAUAUUGGCAUAAAAUUAAGAGUAGAUCUUAAAGAAAUAGAACAUACUGCCACAGUGAAGUAUUUAAUGGAAUAUGUACCAACUAUAAUUGUUAGUUGGAAAGAACAGUCUUCUACUGCACAGGUAAUCAAUUUAUUUAGUUUGGUACAUGUACGAGUAGAGAAAAUUAAAGAAGAAUUGCGUUUAAAAGCGACUCUUUUACCACCGCUAUAGUAACAGACGAAAAUUUAUACAUAUUUUUACAUAAUUUUUUAAAAUUG
Messenger RNA from Camponotus floridanus (Florida carpenter ant), 3177 nucleotides. RefSeq names its product DIS3-like exonuclease 2. The record is from RefSeq and is a predicted model, not a curated record. NCBI's taxonomy places the organism in Eukaryota, Metazoa, Arthropoda, Insecta, Hymenoptera, Formicidae. Gene Ontology annotation, molecular function: RNA binding; 3'-5'-RNA exonuclease activity. Gene Ontology annotation, biological process: miRNA catabolic process; mRNA catabolic process. Gene Ontology annotation, cellular component: P-body; exosome (RNase complex). The transcript has 9 exons. The coding region runs from base 281 to 3130 and encodes 949 amino acids.